AUGCAGCUCAAGAACCUGAUCUUCGCCGCCGCUACUGCCGCCGCUCUUCCGGCCACCGACGCUGCCACCAACCAGCCCUUCGGCGUCAUCUCCAUCCACUCCGGCAGCAGUGUUCAGUAUGCUCCCUUCAACGCCGCCCUUGGCAGCAUCUUCGCCGGCCUGAAGAGUCAGAACGCCAGCUGCUCCAACCCCCAGGACCAGACCGCCACCUUCGUCCUCAACGACGGUGCUCUCUACCUGUAUGACCAGUCUGCCACUCCCCAGGAGCUCUACGUUGAUCGCUCCGGCAUGGGCCAAGGCAAGAUCGGAUACACCACCGGCGCUCAGCCCGCCCCCAAGAACGGUGAACGCCAGGGCUGGUCCAUCGACCAGAACAACCACCUGCAGUUCGGUGGAAAGGACCUGAUUGCCUGCCCCAACAGCAUCCAGGGUGCCUGGAGCAUCUGGGCCGAUGCUGGUGUCGAGAAGCCCGGCUGGAACGAGGGCUGUGAGGGUAUUGCUGCCCGCGUUGAGUACAGCAAGAACCCCAACGUUUGCUCUUACACUUCCAACUAA
Messenger RNA from Aspergillus tubingensis, 555 nucleotides. RefSeq names its product cell wall protein PhiA (gene aspf34). Bases 1 to 555 code for a protein of 184 amino acids. The record is from RefSeq and is a predicted model, not a curated record. The transcript is spliced from 2 exons. Lineage: Eukaryota; Fungi; Ascomycota; Eurotiomycetes; Eurotiales; Aspergillaceae.